AUGGCAAGUCUUGAUACUUUCAAGCGUAGGAACGGUGGCAGGAACAAGCACAACCGUGGUCAUGUGAAAUUCAUCAGGUGUUCCAACUGUGGGAAAUGCUGCCCCAAGGAUAAGGCGAUUAAGAGAUUCAUCGUCAGGAACAUUGUUGAACAGGCUGCUAUCAGAGAUGUUCAAGAAGCAAGUGUCUACGAUGUUCGAUCACGCACUAACCGUAGAGUUCGUACCCCACCACCCCGUUUUGUCAGACGCAAGGAGGAUGCUCCCAAGCCUGGACAACCUGGUCAGGCUCCUCGUCCUGCUGGUGGUGCCCCUGCUGCUCCUCGUGCUUAG
This is a messenger RNA of Eruca vesicaria subsp. sativa (arugula), 330 nucleotides long. Lineage: Eukaryota; Viridiplantae; Streptophyta; Magnoliopsida; Brassicales; Brassicaceae. The record is from the annotation of a GenBank genome assembly.